This is a messenger RNA of Scleropages formosus (Asian bonytongue), 4334 nucleotides long. It is a transcript of the gene mapk8b, whose product is annotated as mitogen-activated protein kinase 8b. Gene Ontology annotation, molecular function: ATP binding; MAP kinase activity. Bases 235 to 1521 code for a protein of 428 amino acids. The transcript is spliced from 12 exons. The record is from RefSeq and is a predicted model, not a curated record. Lineage: Eukaryota; Metazoa; Chordata; Actinopteri; Osteoglossiformes; Osteoglossidae. Gene Ontology annotation, biological process: protein phosphorylation.
CGAGGACCCGGGGGUGUGUACGGAGAAGGAGGGGGGGGGGGCUUGGAAGGGGGGUCGGAUCCGCUGGAUACAAAGUAUCAUUUUUUUUGAAGCGCCGUCUCGUGCGGAGUGUCGCGUGCAGCGCGAGGCUGGGAGCUGCUGUUGGACCGCGCGGACUAGUCGCGUUGACAGGUAGAUUUUUAGGAGAAAACUUCGUUUGGAUGCCCAGAACAUAUAGCUCUUCUGUAUUUCAGCAUGAAUCGAAAUAAGCGAGAAAAGGAGUUCUACAGUUUGGACGUCGGUGACUCAACUUUUACCGUCUUGAAACGCUAUCAGAACUUAAGGCCCAUUGGCUCAGGGGCACAAGGAAUUGUUUGCUCAGCGUACGACCACAACCUCGAGCGAAACGUGGCGAUUAAAAAGCUCAGCCGUCCGUUCCAGAAUCAGACCCAUGCCAAGAGAGCGUACCGAGAGCUCGUGCUCAUGAAGUGCGUCAACCACAAAAACAUAAUUGGCUUAUUGAAUGUAUUCACACCACAGAAAACCCUUGAGGAAUUCCAAGAUGUGUACCUCGUGAUGGAGUUGAUGGAUGCCAACCUCUGCCAGGUGAUCCAGAUGGAACUGGACCACGAGCGGUUGUCCUAUCUGCUGUACCAGAUGCUUUGUGGGAUCAAGCAUCUUCACUCAGCUGGGAUCAUCCACAGGGAUCUGAAGCCCAGUAACAUUGUGGUGAAGUCCGACUGCACCCUGAAGAUCCUGGACUUUGGCUUGGCGAGGACAGCGGCCACAGGGCUUCUCAUGACCCCCUACGUGGUGACGCGCUACUACCGUGCCCCCGAGGUCAUCCUCGGGAUGGGUUACCAAGCCAACGUUGAUGUCUGGUCUGUUGGCUGCAUCAUGGCAGAAAUGGUCAGAGGUAGCGUGUUGUUUCCGGGCACCGAUCACAUUGACCAGUGGAACAAGGUGAUUGAGCAGCUGGGCACUCCGUCUCAGGAAUUCCUCAUGAAGCUCAACCAGUCGGUGCGAACCUAUGUGGAGAACAGGCCACGUUACGCGGGCUACAGCUUCGAGAAGCUCUUCCCGGACGUGCUGUUUCCCCCAGACUCGGAGCACAGUAAGCUAAAAGCAAGCCAAGCUAGGGACCUCUUGUCCAAAAUGCUGGUCAUUGAUGCAUCCAAGCGGAUAUCUGUAGAGGAGGCCCUCCAGCACCCUUACAUCAAUGUGUGGUAUGACCCGGCUGAGGUGGAAGCGCCCCCGCCACUCAUUAGCGACCAGAAGCUGGAAGAGAGGGAGCACACGGUGGAGGAGUGGAAAGAGCUCAUAUACAAGGAGGUCCUGGACUGGGAGGAGAGGACCAAGAGCAAUGUGAUCCGAGGACAGCCGACGCCGUUAGGUGCCGCAGUGAUCAAUGGCUCCCAGCCCUCAUCAUCAUCAUCCUCGUCCGCCAAUGAUGUGUCCUCCAUGUCCACCGAUGCCACUCUUGCUUCUGACACGGACAACAGCCUGGAGGCCUCAGCUGGAGCCCUGGGCUGCUGCAGAUGACUAUCGCCUCGCAUUGCUGCCCAUCUUUCUCUUCUGUGGUAUAGGGUAUAGGCCAACCAAAAACAAACUUCCUUUGGGUUAUUAUUAUUAUUAUUUUUAUUAUUAUUAGUCUUAUUUUAAUUUAUGGAAGGAAUCUCAGAACUCAACAAGUUUAAGCACUGAAUGUGACUAUUUUAAAUACAGUUUUGUGUUCUUAUCUGCUAUACCAUGUUACUAAGUUAAUUUGUAAAAUGUUUUGAUGAAUAUAAAUAUAUUUUUAGGUUUCUUUUUUUAGUUUCCUUCUUUACCAUAUUUCAACCGAUUGCACAGUCAAAAAAAUGUUUAUUGCAUUAGCUUGCUGUAUUUAACGCACACGUUUCUUUGGUAGACAUCUGGAAUACAUUUGUCUAUAAUGCACCGACUUAUUUUUGCUCAUUACUGGUUCCUUGUAAUAAUUAAGAAAAAAAAAAUGUUUUAAGCUGUUUUAAGGCAAUUCAAGAUUAUACUUGGUUCCUAAGUCUACCGACAGUCUCUCAGGCAGUGUAAUUCAUAGAUUCCUGUUUUUUUUGCUCUCUUAAGAGUCACUCUGUGUUCGCUUCAACUUCCUAAAUGCUAUGAGAGUGUGUCUUCACACAAAGCCAUGGCAGGUCUGCUUUUGGGGUAACUGAGCUUUUUUCGAGCGGAACGUGGCCACAUCUGCUAUGUUCUUCAGAGGGAUCUUGAUCGGAGCUUUGGCAAGUUUCCUAGCCGAGUUUUGGAGCCGGGAGAAUAGAUAUCCCUGAAAGCAGCGUGUGAUCAGGAGGUGCUGGGCAGGGCUUUGUGACACGCUGUGAUUCGCGUUUGAGCACCGUGCUGCGUGAUGGACGAAGAAGUUGACGGUUCCUGCAGUUCGUGGUUCUGGACGGUGCUCCCGGCGCACGUCCUGCACGCUGCUGAGAUGUGCAACACCACCCAGUUAGUUAAGGCUCAGUGUAACUAAUGCUCGUAUCAAACAUAAAAUCAUAACUUUUUGUUUCCUCCGCAACAUUUUGUAAAAAUUUUAUCGCCAUCUUCCACUUGCAGGAUGUUUACAUUAUAAUAAGCGUGUACUGCUUUCCUUAUCCGGUUACAACAGAAAAUACGAGUUCCAGGGGAAGGAAGCUGCGGUCAGAGAAAGACGAGGCGGACAAAGCACAGGACAAAAAUGCAUGUACAAGUGUACUAGUGCACUGUAAAUCCACUCUGUUCGGAUAAAGCCGAAUAAAUGAAACAAGAUGAAUUGUCCGUUUAAAAAAACUAGCUAUAAUAUAUGCAAUAAAGGCAUUCUUUCAGAAUUCAUCAUCAUCAUUAUUGUUACAAUUAUUAUUACUUCUAAGUGGAAAGUGCCUGUAGUUCUGAUGCUUUUGUUCUUCAAGUUCUAGAGGGUAAAGAGUUCCUGGACAGGAUUCCUACUGGUUUUGUGAAAAGAGCGUAUAUUUUCUCAGUCGUUGAUAACUUUUUGAGGUGGCCCUCGUCAAAAGUGGAGUUCUCUAUUUUUCUACUGUAUUAAUUUGCCCCAGUAUUCAGAAAGGGAUGUUCCGUUGGUGAAAAAAGUGUGGUUCGGACCGUUAUGCGCGUGGUACUUUUGAACAUUGUCAUAAGCGGUUAUUAAUCACGGUUCUUCUCGUCAGUGUUAUAUCGCUAGUGGGAUUUCACAUUGCAGCGUUGAAACACACGUGGUUGGACAGCAGGUGGCGUAGUGGUUAGACCUUGUAAUCCGAUAAUCUUGGCUUCCAAUGCCUGCGCUUGCUCUAAUACCCUUGAUCAAGGUAUUGACCCUUUAUUGAUAGAGUAAAAAUGCCCCAGCUGAAUGCGUAGGUAAAUCAGUGUAAAGUUUUAGGUGCACAGACCUAACAUUGUAGGGGGUUCAUGGUAUGAAGGGAAACGUGUCAGAGUAUAUGGGACUAUUCUGAGUGUGGGAAGGUUGUUUGACAGAUGUCUGCAGUGAUUUACAGCAAUUCAGCGCAUUUGUUGUCCAGAGACGUGAGACAAUUCCCCGUGCCGCAGUUUCGUGUCGUUAAUUUUAUUUGAAGUGCUCUUAAUUUUCUCACUCUUCCAUAUCCCUCUGAAGAAGGUAACCAGGUUUUAGUUUAACUUGUUCUUUUUUGCUUUUCAAUGGAAAAUCUCAAAACUUGUAAUAAUCACAAUUAAAGUAGGCUGAAGAUCUACCUCACACUGCAUUUCUGCAAGUUCUUGGAUACCUUGGUGCCCAUACGAUUAAGUAUAGAAAUGUGAACUGCAAUUUUCUUUUAUUUAUUUAUUUUUAAAGCGUAAUGCUGUCAGGGUUAGGAGACUUCAUGUAAGUUUUCUUUCUGUUUUCGUUUUAUACUUGUUUGUGUGCAAUACCUUUUUGCAUAUUGUGCAAGCAGUAAACAGUGGAUGUAGUCAUGUAGAUAUCUGUAUGAAGGCAAUUUUUUGCUACUGUCAAUACAUGUUUAUUUUUUCUCCUUUUUUUUAUAAAUUACAAUUUUUUGUGACUUGGUGCAGUCAUGAUGUAGUCAGUCUUGCCAGCCAUCAAAAUCUGGAGCCAUGAGACAGAGAGGCAAUAACGUGCAUGGUCAGAUAGAUUUUGAUUAUCAGGUGGUAAGGCCAAAUUAAUAAUCAUUAAAAAUACAAACGGUUGCCUAAAUGAGUAAAUGUGGUGCUGGUUUCUAAUGUUUGCUUGUGUAACCAGCCGUGCAGGUUUUAUUUCAACAGCUCUUCUAUGUGGGCAGUCGCUGCCCUGGACUACGAAAAGUGCACUAUGUGACGGAGCGCCCUGGAGAUCCAGUCCAGCAGUGCCAAUGUUGAAAUGUGAUGCAAAUAAACAACCGAAU